AGCACGGAAGUGGAGCGGAAGGAAGAAGAAAAGUCCCAAACGAUCUCUGGAGAAAACCGGAGAAAGGGGCCAAGAGAGGUUCUGAAAUCCGUGGGACUGCUCGUCCUUAAAAAAAAGAAACCGCAGCCGCUCCCAACUGCCGGAGCAAAAGUGGGAAGGAUGCAAAUGCCAAAAGUUGAAAGGCGAAGGAACAGCUGGCUCUGGGAUCUCCUGCCAGGGCUGUGGGACCUUGAUUGGAGAAAGAGCUCCGCAGAUGCCCUUUCCAAAGACAACGAGGAAAAGGGCUCAUAUUUGCUCAGUCACAAAACUCGUGGGAAGGGUGCCAGCAGACUCCCAGUGAAACAGGCCAAGGAGCCCAGCCAACAAAACUCACUUUUGUCAGAGGACCUUGGUGAAUGCCCAGCGGUGCCAUCUUUUGGAGCUGUGGAAUGAUCCUGCACAUAGCCUAGUAAAGAACUGUUAACCGAAGAAACAAAGUUUCAACCUAUUGCUGUCGCAAGACGGGGACGCCCCAACUUGAGAGAUGGGUGCUAAAAAAAACUACAGGAGCCCACUUGAUCUGGAAGGAAAAGAACAGAACGGAUCAGAAAUUGGAUGCCUUUAGAUGAACAAGGCAGACAAAGGAUGGAUUCAGAUAUUUCCUUCCUGUUCCAGUGCCCAGUUCCUGGGGGUAUCCCAGAGUCUCAAGUCCGAGCAGAACUUUCCCCCCUCUAUGACCGGAACUCGCUGCCCAGAUACCAGGCCCAAAUCGACAGCACAUGGGCAGCACGUUGCCAGCAGAACCGGUGGCUUUUCAACGGGGCUAAAUUUCGCCUCCACUCAGUCAAGGUGGAUGGAACUUUUUUGACUUUCCAUCUGGGGCUUACCAGCUAUAAGGACUUCGUGGGCACCAACUUGGCUGAGACAGCCAGGCAGCUCCAGGAGCAGGGGCACAAGGACUUUGGGAAUAGCCAAGCCUACCUCGCCGAACCCCUAGGCGUGGGUGCCAUGUUGCACACAGCAGACGACACCUUUGUCUUCUUGCGACGCAGCCUGUGUGUGGGGGAAGCGCCAGGAAAGAUCGAUGUUCCUGGGGGACACCCGGAACCUCAGGCUGUGUUAGGAGAUGGCACCUUGGAGGGAUCAUCUAUCCGCCAUCAGGACCUUCCAGGAGACCUCGUGGUCAGAGAACUGUUCUCCUCUGUGCUUCGUGAGAUCCAGGAUGAGGUGAACCUUCAACCAGCCACACUCAGCAGGCCUACUUUGCUUGGGAUAGCUCGGAAUGAAACCAGCGCAGGCCGGUGCAGUGUUGAAUUCUACGUCCGGUGCAGCCUGACAUCUGAGCAAGUGAGGCAGUGUUAUGCUCUCGGGGGCCCUGAAGCUCUAGAAUCCAUCGGCAUCAUCUUUGUCAGCAGAGAGGGUGUCCUAUCCAUGGAGCAAAAAGGCGAGUUGUGGAAGGAACUGUGCCCAUCAGCCAAAGGGGCAGUGAAACUAUACACCGAGGUCAUGGGAGCGCAUCAGUAAAAGGCCCAUUGGUGAGUGAUGGACUCUCAGGGACUGUUCAGAACAUCUUUAUGAAAGCAGCAGCUGCCAGAAAUUCACCGGUUCUGACAUUUCACAAUUCUCAGCAGAGGAUGGAAGUUGUGCCAAGACUCACCCAUCUCUCAAGAAAACAAACUGGUAAGGUCUUCCAGCUCCUCGAACUGUGCCUACUGCGAUCCAUUUCUCAAUAAAGAGCCUUUUUUUAAAAAGGGUUCUCAUUGCAGGUGCAAUUUCAGAUUCUUAGAAUAGUUUAGGUUGGCUUCUGAGCCUGCGUUUCCUCUUCCCCUCUCGACUACUCAGGCUACUUUCUGUUCCUACAUCUCUCCCUUGGGAAAUGCCUAAGCUAGAAUCUACACUGAAUCCCAUAAGCUGAAUUGUAUUUUUUCCCCCCAAAUUAAAUUGGUUUGGUGGACACACAGUACUGAAAUCUGCACAGUAUGUGCUAGGGUUAUAAGCUUUGCACUGUGUACACGUUUUUUUCAUAUAAUUUUUAUUAAGUACUUUAAACAAAGAUAA
Messenger RNA from Python bivittatus (Burmese python), 2037 nucleotides. Lineage: Eukaryota; Metazoa; Chordata; Lepidosauria; Squamata; Pythonidae. The record is from RefSeq and is a predicted model, not a curated record.